Messenger RNA from Pogoniulus pusillus (Red-fronted tinkerbird), 4630 nucleotides. It is a transcript of the gene PRKAA1, whose product is annotated as protein kinase AMP-activated catalytic subunit alpha 1. Bases 80 to 1762 code for a protein of 560 amino acids. The transcript is spliced from 9 exons. The record is from RefSeq and is a predicted model, not a curated record. Lineage: Eukaryota; Metazoa; Chordata; Aves; Piciformes; Lybiidae. Gene Ontology annotation, biological process: protein phosphorylation; intracellular signal transduction. Gene Ontology annotation, molecular function: AMP-activated protein kinase activity; ATP binding. Gene Ontology annotation, cellular component: cytoplasm.
CGGCGUUGGCUUCCGGGUCUCGGGGCAGGCGCCGUCCGCUCGCUCCUGGCUCGCCGGCGCCGUAGCGCGGGCGGGCACUAUGCGCAGACGCGGGCCUUGGCUUAAGAUGGCGGCGGCGGAUAAACAGAAGCACGAGCAUGGGCGAGUGAAGAUCGGGCACUACAUUCUGGGCGACACGCUCGGCGUCGGUACCUUCGGCAAAGUCAAAGUUGGCAAACAUGAGUUGACUGGCCAUAAAGUUGCAGUGAAGAUUCUGAAUCGACAAAAGAUCCGCAGCCUUGAUGUUGUAGGAAAAAUCCGCAGAGAGAUCCAGAACCUUAAACUCUUCAGGCAUCCUCACAUAAUUAAGCUGUACCAGGUCAUCAGUACACCAACUGACAUUUUCAUGGUCAUGGAGUAUGUUUCAGGAGGCGAACUGUUUGAUUAUAUCUGUAAAAAUGGAAGGCUUGAUGAGAAGGAAAGUAGACGUCUGUUCCAGCAAAUCCUCUCUGGUGUGGAUUACUGUCACAGGCAUAUGGUAGUACAUAGAGAUCUGAAGCCUGAAAAUGUGCUGCUUGAUGCACACAUGAAUGCCAAGAUAGCUGACUUUGGUCUAUCAAAUAUGAUGUCAGAUGGAGAAUUUUUAAGAACAAGCUGUGGUUCCCCUAACUAUGCUGCACCAGAAGUAAUUUCAGGAAGGUUGUAUGCAGGCCCAGAAGUAGAUAUUUGGAGCAGUGGAGUUAUUCUCUAUGCUUUGUUAUGUGGAACGCUUCCAUUUGAUGAUGAUCAUGUGCCAACCCUUUUCAAGAAGAUAUGUGAUGGUAUCUUUUAUACCCCUCAGUACCUGAAUCCGUCUGUAAUUACUCUUUUGAAGCACAUGCUGCAAGUGGAUCCAAUGAAGAGAGCAACAAUCAGAGAUAUUAGGGAACAUGAAUGGUUUAAGCAGGACCUUCCAAAAUACUUGUUUCCUGAAGAUCCAUCCUAUAGCUCCACCAUGAUUGAUGAUGAAGCCUUAAAAGAAGUAUGUGAGAAGUUUGAAUGCACUGAAGAGGAAGUGCUAAGCUGUCUAUACAGCCGAAAUCAUCAGGACCCUUUAGCGGUUGCUUAUCACCUCAUUAUAGAUAAUAGAAGAAUAAUGAAUGAGGCCAAAGACUUUUACUUGGCUACUAGCCCACCAGAUUCUUUUCUUGAUGAUCACCAUCUUUCUCGUCCUCAUCCUGAAAGAGUGCCAUUUUUAGUAGCAGAAGCACCACGUCCUCGUCACACUCUUGACGAGCUGAAUCCACAGAAGUCAAAACACCCAGGUGUAAGAAGAGCUAAGUGGCAUUUGGGCAUACGGAGUCAGAGUCGACCAAAUGAUAUCAUGGCUGAAGUUUGUCGGGCAAUCAAACAAUUGGAUUACGAAUGGAAGGUUGUAAAUCCCUACUACCUCCGUGUCCGAAGGAAGAAUCCAGUAACAAGUGCAUAUUCCAAAAUGAGUCUACAGUUGUAUCAGGUGGACAGCAGGACGUAUUUACUGGACUUUCGCAGCAUUGAUGAGGAAAUCACUGAAGCAAAGUCUGGGACUGCAACUCCACAGAGGUCAGGGUCUGUGAGCAACUAUAGAUCCUGUCAAAAAGAAGCAGAUGGUGAUGCACAAGGAAAAUCUGCAGAUACAUCCCUUACCUCAUCAGUGAGUUCUUCUCUUGACUCUUCCACAGCUGACUUAACUCCAAGACCAGGGAGUCAUACAAUAGAAUUCUUUGAGAUGUGUGCAAACCUUAUUAAAAUACUUGCACAGUAAUUUUGAAGAUGGGCUUAUUUCUUUUAUAGCAAUAAGCUUGCUUAAAUUGUAGUCAGAUGCUUUCAGUUGUAAUCAAAUUAAAUUAACUAAGGCGAUGAAAAAGCUAACCACAAGAAAGCAAUUUGCACAGGGAUUGAAAUGAUUAUUGGCAAUUAACACAUUAUUUUGAAGCUGGAGUGAAUUCUGAUUGUCUGCUGUUCAAUAGCAUAGUAAAGGUACAGGAAAAAUCCUGCCCUUGGGGCAGUGUUAAUAAUAAUUUACACUGAGUGCACAUUAAGCUGCAUACAACAUUUAAGUUAGAUGAACCUUCUUGCUUUUUUCACUAGUAAUACAUACAUUCAAUGCACUAAGUAAAUAUACACUUACUAGUACAGUGACCUAAGUAUAACUAGUUGGUCGCCUUCUACAGUUGUGCCUCAGCUGGUGGGAACUAUCAUCUUCUAACAGUAAUGUGUUAAAACUGCUGUGUUUCUUGCCCCUGAUUUGGCAGUAAAUGAGAAAUAUUUUCGUGUGUUGCACUGUAGUACUUUUAACAACUGAUAAAUCUGAUUAAAUGCAUGCAAAUCCAUGCAUGUAGGUGCUCUGUAGUGCACUAAAGGUGUGAAAUUUGGUUGCCUGUGAGUAGAACAAUUCGAGUCCACAACAAUGGUGAGAGACUUAAUGCUAAGAAGACUUGGUGCCCUGUGGGCUAAAGCACAUUGUUGCUUUGUGAAGUAAAAACUGUGGGCAAGCUCCUGGUCGGUGCACUUAAACUUUAGUGUGUGGCUGCAGCACAGCAGCUCCCCACUGCUACUGCAGGCUGAGAAUCCUUUUACUCAGAAAUGUGCUUGUAGUUAAGGGGUGGUGCAUGCUGUUCCAGGAUCUGAAAUAGAUGUUUUAAAGUAUGUUAAUACUUUGAUGCAGCUGUUUAUCACAUUAACUUAGCAUGCACUGUAGAAUUCACUUUGCAGUUGAAACUACAUAUAUAGGUUAGGUUUUAUUAGGCCACCUUCAUAGGAACUUUGCUAUUAAAAUUAAUUGUAAAAUUAAGUAGUCUCAACUUUUUCAGCUGAACAUUGAAAAACUGAUUUUGAGAACUUGAGCAGCGCUAGCAUUCAAAAUGUUUUCAACAGUAGAUUGCAAUUGCCAGUACCACAAAGCCUUCUGCAUUUAUUUUUUGCAGCAUUUCAGGAAGAAAAUUGACCCAUAUGUUAAAAAUCACAGCUAGUACUUUCAGAAAAAAAACAUUUAAUCUCCUUUAAAUUUAAUUAGCUAACUUACAUUUUCAUCUAUCAUAAACAGUAAAAUAUGUCAUGAUACAUUUAGUUUUGCAUUCAAUAACUUUCUUUAAACUUCAUGACUUACUCAGUUUCAAAGGUUGCUCUCCCAAGGAGAGAUUGAAAAUCAGGGCAUUACUGUGAACAAUGAGACCUGUACUGUUAAAAGUGAAUGGGGAUUCUUGCCAUUGACUGAGCAGAUAAAAGAACAGUUUAAUCCAGUCCAACAGACUUCAGCCCAGAAAUUCGUCUGUUACGAACAUUCACAGAAUCUGAAGAAACAAAGCUGCUUUAAGCCCUCGAACUGCUGUAAACUGCAUUCUGAACUGGGCAAUUAUGUGUUCUGUCUGGUAUGUUGUUAAAAAGUUACAACUUCAUUUCUUUAUCUUCAAAUGUCACACAUGGUCUGUGUAAUGCAAGGUUGUAUUACUGUACCUCAGACUGGAAGGCUUUCCUUAGGUAAAGCUUUGGGUUUAAACUCCUGAAACUGAGAUGUCAACAGGAGGGACCAGCUGCAACUUAGAAGUAUAAGUCAUGUUUUUAGUCUUGUACAAAUUGGUUCUGAGGUACUGAGUCAAUCGCUGUGUUCAUUUUCGUUACCCUUUUAAAGUUAAGUAUUGCACUUGUACAAAUACAAUAAACGCACAGGUUUUUAACUGUAAUUUCUCAUCUGGAAUUGGUUUGGGAUCACUCUUGCAUGUUUAAGUACUUGUACAUGAUAUAUGCUCCUUGUAUGCUGACCACACAUGCAGGAUGUCAAGGUGCAGGUAGCAUUUAAUUUUUAUAUAAUUUUUUGGCCCUCUUGUGCAUUAAGGGAACUGUGUUGGUUUUUUUUUCCUUUGUCUUAUUAUCUGGAGGUUAGAGUAAGUUUCUGGCACAAGCAUACCAUGUGUAGUUUUAAAUAAAGUUAAUCUUACUGGUAUGAUAAAUCACAUCACUUUUGGUGGCCAAAAGUUUUCUCAUUGAAGUGAGAUUUUUAUAGGGGAUAAGGGAGGAGAAAGGGGGACUGGCAGCCUCGUUGAACAGUUGUCUGUUGUGUGACUUUCCCGUGCUUUGUAGAUCUUGCUGUUGAAAUAGCUUUCUCCAUGUUCCUACUGAUCUUGCAGGCCUUCUUUUAAGCAUCACGCUAAUAUCUGCCAAUAGCCUGUAAAAGAAAAUUUCACUAAGAAAGCUGCCAGGGCUGUAAGGAGGCAGCUUAUGCAAAUACACAGAUUGGUCAGUUAUGUUACUCUAUGCCCUUGCUUGCUCCUCUUGGAGUACAUUGAAUUAUCUUGCCUUUGUAUUGUAUUUUUUCAAAAACACAGAUGAACCUGAAUUGUCCAUAUGCAAUAUAACUCACCUGGUAAUGGAUAAAACUCAUCUUGGUUGUGCAAUAUGAAAAAAAAACUUUCAUGCUUGUCUUGAUACAAGUGUUUAAUACAGACUUGGAAAUAAAGUUUAUUUUACCAGUUGAUUACCGUUGUAAGAUAUGAAGUCCUGUUCUUUUAACAAAGAUGUGCCUACUUCCUAUGUUAAUUUCUUUUGACAAAGCUGAAUGGCAAAAAUGCUUGUUUAUAACUGUAUAACUUUUUAAACUUUCAAAACUAAAUAAAUAUGGAAAACUGAAACAGCA